AUUAAUAGGGGUGAAAGAACAUUGUCAGAGAAGACCAUCAGUAGUAACUAGGAAGCAUUGAAAAGAGAGGACUCAAUUAACAAUACUCACACACACUCGCACAUCGCACAGUAGUGAGAGAGAACUAAAACUGAUCAGAUCAACAGAGUCUGAUCCAUCUCUUCACCACCUCAUCUCCAUAUACAUAUACACGUACUUGUAUAUAUAUAUAUACACACAAAUGUAUUAUCAAUCAAUAGGAUAAGACUGUGAAAUUGAUUUGACUUUCAAUUUGAAGGCUCACCAAAAUGCGUGAACGCUGCUUCAAGUUCGCUGCGAAGUUAAUCCAGGUGCGUGAGGACUGUAUGUACAUAAAGACAGGUGCUUGUAUGGGAUGGAGUGCCGAAACACAGAGAAAUAUGUAAAGGAUAUCAAAUAUUAGCAUCCGUAAUACUCAUCGGGCACAUAUAUGGCUUCUGCCAGCCUAGGACAUGGCGGAGCGGGCAGUUCCAGAGCUGUAAAUGGCUUCAAGGGCUCAUCUAGUUCAGUUGACUGGUUAGGAAAAGAAAUGCUUGAGAUGAGUUUGAGGGACAAGGUUGACCAUGACGAUGACAGAGAUAGUGAACCAGAUAUAAUUGAUGGUGUUGGUGCUGAAGCAGGACAUGUAAUAAGAACAACUAUUGGUGGUCGUAAUGGUAAAUCUAAGCAGGCCAUCAGUUACAAAGCGGAACAUGUGGUUGGAACUGGUUCUUUUGGUGUCGUUUUCCAAGCAAAGUGCAGAGAGACUGGGGAGAUUGUUGCUAUUAAGAAGGUUCUCCAAGACAAGCGCUACAAGAAUAGGGAAUUACAGAUUAUGCAAAUGAUGGACCAUCCUAACACUGUUGCCCUGAAGCAUUGUUUCUUUUCAACAACUGACAAGGAAGAGGUGUAUCUCAAUCUUGUACUUGAAUUUGUUCCUGAGACUGUUAAUCGGGUUGCAAGGAACUACAGCAGGAUCAACCAGCGAAUGCCCUUAAUAUAUGUCAAACUCUAUACGUAUCAGAUAUGCAGGGCGCUUGCUUAUAUUCACAACUGUAUUGGUAUUUGUCACCGUGACAUCAAGCCUCAGAAUUUACUUGUUAACCCGCACACGCAUCAGCUGAAACUUUGCGAUUUUGGAAGUGCAAAAGUUUUGGUGAAAGGAGAACCUAAUGUUUCCUACAUCUGUUCAAGAUAUUAUCGUGCUCCGGAACUCAUAUUUGGUGCCACUGAAUAUACAACUGCUAUAGAUAUAUGGUCUACAGGUUGUGUGAUGGCUGAAUUACUUCUUGGACAGCCUUUGUUUCCUGGAGAGAGUGGAGUCGAUCAAUUAAUUGAGAUAAUCAAGGUUUUGGGUACACCUACGAGGGAGGAGAUAAAAUGCAUGAAUCCAAACUAUACAGAAUUUAAGUUUCCACAGAUAAAACCUCAUCCAUGGCACAAGGUUUUCCAGAAACGUUUACCUCCCGAAGCAGUGGACCUUGUCUGCAGGUUUUUCCAGUACUCCCCCAAUUUGCGAUGCACUGCUUUGGAAGCUUGCAUUCACCCUUUCUUUGACGAAUUGAGGGACCCAAAUACCCGCCUUCCUAACGGCCGCCCUCUUCCCCCACUCUUUAAUUUCAAGCCCCAAGAGCUUACGGGCAUCCCACCUGAUGUUAUCCACCGGCUUGUUCCAGAGCAUGCUCGAAAGCAGAAUUUGUUCAUGGCUCUGCACGCCUAGCAGUUAUUUGGUGUUUUAUAAUCCUCCACUUGCUUUCGCAACAAGAAUCUGGUUCUGUGCCAACGUCUGUAAAAUUCCCUUCCCACAUGUUUUUAUUUUAUUUUAUUAUCUCUCACUUUCUAAGUAAAGAUUUGCAAAUGAAGUCCCGGGACGAUUUGGGAGACGCGAAAUUUGAGUUUGAAUGUCAACGAGGGUGUGCGUGUGUUUUUUUUUCUUUUCUUUCAUUUUUGUGAUUUCACAUGGACAGUGUAAACCUAUAAUGUGCAUAUUUAUAGGGACCCUGUUGUAAAGGGAUGUAAUAUGGCUUGCUGCCAAACAACAAAAUGAGAGUGUAAUGUAUUAUCACUGUGCUGAAUUUUUUUUGGAUA
This is a messenger RNA of Cornus florida, 2085 nucleotides long. RefSeq names its product shaggy-related protein kinase kappa. Gene Ontology annotation, molecular function: ATP binding; protein serine/threonine kinase activity. Gene Ontology annotation, cellular component: cytoplasm. The coding region runs from base 449 to 1717 and encodes 422 amino acids. Lineage: Eukaryota; Viridiplantae; Streptophyta; Magnoliopsida; Cornales; Cornaceae. The transcript has 13 exons. The record is from RefSeq and is a predicted model, not a curated record. Gene Ontology annotation, biological process: signal transduction; protein phosphorylation.